UCACGUGGUUAGCAGGAAGCUGCUGCGGUCUGUUUACAUUGUGUCUCACCCACACACCACGCGCUUCAGUUUUAAUAUGAAUUCGUGCUGAUGAUGAUGACGUCCUCCUCCAUCUCGCCCGCGUGAGCGUCCACCCCGCCAUGGCGUCUCCCGGUUCCACCUGCACCCACGAUGGAGCCACAGAGAAGGACAGGCUCCUCUCCUCCGUUGCUAACUAUGGGAGCCCUCGUCCCAUGUCUCUGGUGGGCUCCCCUCAUCAGAAGCAGGAGGAGGAGGAGGAGGAGGAGGCGGCCCUGAGGAGGAAGCUCAAGUACUUCUUCAUGAGCCCUUGUGACAAGUAUCACGCCAAACGACGCAAGCCCUACAAGCUGGGCCUGCAGCUGCUCAAAAUCCUCAUUGUGACUGUGCAGUUGGUGCUGUUCGGGCUGAGCAACCAGAUGGUGGUGACGUUCAAAGAGGAGAACACGGCUGCCUUCAAACACCUUUUCCUGAAGGGUUAUCAGGACGGUGCUCCGCAGGCCGUCCACACGCAGAAGGAGCUGUAUGGCCGCAUUAACUUCGCCGUGGAGCAGUACAUGGCUCUACCCCAGAUCUCUCUGGGCCGGUACGCGUACGUGUUGGGCGUUGGCGUGAACGGGAGUGCGCUCUCCCUCUGCCAGCGCAACUACAGGAGGGGCACCAUCGACCCCGUCAACGACACCUUUGACAUUGACCCCCACGUCGACACCGAAUGCAUUGGAAUGAAUCCACUGACUUACAGUUUGGCUUCAGGAAACGGAGACUACAAGAAUUUCACUCUCAAGUUUUACAAGCUGAUCAACGUCACGAUUGACUUCCAGCUGAAGGCCAUCAACAUUCAGACGAUCAUAAACAAUGAAAUCCCUGACUGCUACACCUUUGCCAUCACGAUCGUCAUGGACAACAGGGCGCACAGCGGCAAAGUUAAGAUCAGCCUGCAGAACGAGGCCUCCAUAAAGGAGUGCAAAGACCCCAACGUGUCCGGACACGCGGAGAGCUACGCCCGUGAGUUCCUGGACGUGCUGGUGGCGUUCGUCUGCCUGCUGUCCCUGCUGCUGUGCGGCCGCUCCAUCCUCAGAGGCAUCGUCCUGCAACACGAGUACGUGCAGUUUUUCAAGCACAGCCUCGGCCGCAGCGUGAGCUGGGGAGACCGAAUGGAGUUCAUCAACGGCUGGUACAUUCUGCUCAUCGUCAGCGACAUGUUCACCAUCAUCGGCAGCUUCAUCAAAAUUGGGAUUGAGUCCAAGACUUUGUCGUCAUAUGACAUGUGCGGGAUCCUGUUGGGCACCUCCACCCUGCUGGUGUGGGUGGGAGUCAUCCGCUACCUCAGCUUUUUUCAGAAAUACAAUAUCUUGAUCGUGACUCUGACGGCUGCGUUUCCGAACGUGAUCCGCUUCUGCUGCUGUGCAGCGGCCAUUUACAUGGGAUACUGCUUCUGUGGCUGGAUUGUGCUGGGGCCCUAUCACACCAAGUUCCGCUCCCUGUCCACGGUGUCGGAGUGCCUGUUCUCUCUGAUCAACGGGGACGACAUGUUCGUGACGUUCCACGAGAUGGAGAGGAGCGGCACACUGGUGUGGAUCUUCAGCCAGGUCUACCUUUACACCUUUAUCUCCCUCUUCAUCUACAUGGUGCUGUCCCUCUUCAUCGCGCUCAUCACCGGAGCCUACGACACCAUCAUGGCUCAAACGCAGGAGCAGGAACAGGUGCGAGUCAGCGACCUGCACGCGUUCAUCGCAGAGUGCGCGGACACACCCAGCUCCGGCAAGUUCCGGGGGCCCGAGGGGUCGUCGUGCUCCUUCCUCUGCUGCUGUGACUAAGGAGGAGGAGGAGGAGGAUGCCCAGAGGGGGGGGGGGUGUGUGUGUGUGUGUGUGUGUGUGUGUGUGUGUGUGUGUGUGUGUGUGUGUGUGUGUGUGUGUGUGUGUGUGUGUGUGUGUGUGUGUGUGUGUGUGUGUGUGUUUCCACUUUAGCUGUCUACAGUUGCACUCCUUUUCCCCUCAAACACCCAGCAGGGACGAUAAAUGCCUUGACCAGACUGACCCUGGACCACGAUGUCCUCUGUUAGAAUUUAGCAUUAGAUUUGCACUCGCAUGCCCCAUUACCUGCUUAGGGUUUUUGUUCUGUAUAAAUAAUUGAUUGUCUCUUUCUGACAUGACAGUUUGCUGGGGCUUUGAUGGCCAGUAGACACAUGUAUCACUGUAGACAGCUAAUGGUCAACUAAGUAAGAUGUACAAAUGACUACAAAAUACUAAUUGACUUAGAAAAGGUACAAUAAAAAAGGAGGGGACAUUAACUGCAUCGUACGCGUUGGCUCCUGGUACGUUUUCAAUCAAGGCUCCUCCUCCACUCCCUGUGUUCAUUUUUUUCACACAAGAAAGGAGAAGCCCUGCAGCCAACCAGUAAGUCAUCAAUAUGUAUGAACUGUUUCUGCUGAGCCGACGGAGCCUUCUUACCGUUUGGCUGCACAAUAACGUUUUCUAUAGAAACCCUGGAAGCACGAUAGUCAACGGCAAGAGACAAAGAUUUUUUUUGGAGCCGUUUCAAAAUCAGAAACAGAAGUGCUCAUUUGCCAAGUAUGUUGAACAUACGAGGAAUUUGACUCUGUGAAAGGUGCAUAACAAUAAACAAAGAAUAACACAAUGAAAAUACAAUAAACAUGCAAUAAACAUGCAAUAAUAGAUAAAUAUGGUUUGAAUUGUGUCAUGAAUUACAAAUCUGCUGUUUGUCAAUUAAAAACAUAGUUUUGCACAUCAAGAAAGUUGCCGGCCGUUACCUUGGCUAGCCAGCCAGCUAGCCAGCCGCUGUAGGUAGCUAGCUAGCUAGCCAGGGAAAACUCACUGGGAUCGGAGCUUCAUUGAGAGACGUCACUUGCGCGACUUUUAGGUGCGUAGUCUUCGUGAUUACAUAUUUUCACAGCCUCAUACUUCAACAGUUUUACAACCAAAUGCAACUUUCUCGACGUGCAGAAUUAUCUUUUAAACUGACAAACAUUGCAUAUGUAAUUCAUGGCACAAUUCAAAAUCAAAAAUCGAUGCAGGAAAUAACCUGGCACCCAUUUGGGAUGUUUAUAUCGGCUAUAAAGGUGGAGAGCAAUAACUACAGCAACAGUGGAGCUGAGUGAACUUUAAAGGCUCUUAGCCAAACUUUGUAAAAGAUGUAUUAGUUCUAAAACCUUUUUUUAUAAUGUUUUUUAAUUUAUUCUUUCAGAUUUUAUGCUGAUUGUUAGUCAUUGUCACGACCUUCACCUUAAACACCUUCCGAUAGGUCGUAGGGAAAACGCAUUUACAAGCUAAAUAUGUUCUAGAUUCUUCUUCAGCUUUUUUGUCCACCGAUGAGCUAGUUUAAUAAAUCAACUGUAAAAUACCUGUAAAUAAGUAAUUUAAAAUGUAGUUUGCCCUCCGGAGACGGCAGGUAUGGCUACUAUGCUAAGCUAGUGUAUAAGAACAAGUGGGUACGUUAGCUGUAGCUUAGGCUCGCUUUGUUUUGGUUUCUUGUGAAUUUUUAAAAGAUACUUAAUUCAUGGGUACACACAUUUAUAUGGGAACGUAAGAAAUAAAAUAAAAAGUCAAAAGUUGCCUGUUUCACAUCCAUUUUGACCAAAUGUGUUUUAGCUUUGUAGGCAGCUUAGAGAGUUGCUAACAUUUUAUAUAAUGGGUCAUUCAAGCCGUUAUCUUCUUUUUAAAUCUGUAAAUUUGGGGUUGGCUGUAGCUCAUGGUGGAGAGUGGUCGUCCCGUAACCACAAGGUACCCGGUUCCAUCCCCGCUCUCCCCAUAGUUGCAUGUUGAAGUGUCCCCGAGCAAGACACUGAACCCCCAGUUGCUCCCCGGGCGCUUCACUGCAGCCCACUGCUCCUUAAUAAGUAAGGAUGGGUUAAAUGCAGAGAAGAAUUUCCCCACGGGGAUCAAUAAAGUGUACAUUUCUAUUAUUACUAUUAAAUUAAAUGAGAAAGGGCAUGUCUACAAACAAGUGGUUCUUCAUUAUCUUUUCUCUUUAAAAGGAAAAAGAAUAUUCCAAAUAUCUUAUUAUAGAACCUUGCUGCGCGAAGGCAAAGGAGGAGUGAUGUGUUUCAGGACUAAAGGGUACUGUGUGUGUUUAUAUAUAUAUAUAUAUAUUUCUUUUUGUACUGUUCACCGACAAGGUUAUUGAUAUGAUUAUUGUUUACAAUCACAACAUGCAUUUACGUUGAAUGAAUGUUUAUUGACACAUACUUAUUUGCACUUAAGGAAUAGUGAUUUAAAUGUGUCGCACAGGAGCAAAGCACUGUGUCUGUAACGUGCACCUGUUCCUGUUCUCCUGUGGUACGGUUCUUUAAAGCCACUUUGAUUUCAUGGUAAAUUUGCAUUGGCUUCCUUGUAUUUUGAAUGUAUUAUUUUUUUAAGUGAUGACUAAAAAGGGAGUUUCUCAGUUUCUGUAAACAAGAUUUUUACCCUCAUUUGUUAAAUAUUUUUUGUGAUGAUGCCGCCUUCUGAAAGAAAGUACAUGUAGAUCAAAUAAACUGUAAAGAAUCU
Molecule: messenger RNA, 4524 nt
Organism: Cyclopterus lumpus (lumpfish)
Lineage: Eukaryota; Metazoa; Chordata; Actinopteri; Perciformes; Cyclopteridae
Gene: mcoln1b
Product: mucolipin 1b
Exons: 13
Coding region: 141-1835 (564 amino acids)
Cellular component (GO): lysosomal membrane; plasma membrane
Molecular function (GO): NAADP-sensitive calcium-release channel activity
Source: RefSeq, a predicted model, not a curated record